AUCGGAUUGCGGAAGGAAUUGCUGACUGACAAGAAUGACUGCGAGUCGUCGAAAGCAAGCUGUUGGUGAACCCUAUUUAUUGGAGUUUCACGGGACUGAAUGUGACCACUGUGUAGAUAUGUUACCUCUUGUUCAUAAGAUAGAGAAAGAGUUAGGUGUGACUAUGUUAAAGUUGGAGGUGUGGCACAAUCCGAGAAACAAUCGUCUCUUACAAAAAUUAGACAGCUCUUCGGUCUGUGGCGGUGUUCCUUUUUUUUACAAUAGAAUUAGUAGACAGUUCAUCUGUGGUGCUACUACCUACAAAAACUUACUUUCGUGGGCCAAAUCCGAAGGCUGUGCCCCCUUCCUUCCACCAGAGACAGCUCAAGGACAAGAAGAAGAUCGUUCGAAAAGUGCUUUUGAAAGAUUGCGCUCAAAGGGAAUGGAAAGAUUGCAAGAAAGAUCGAAGCCUAUCGCUCCAGGAGGCUCCAAACCUGAUUCCACAAAGUCUCAGAGUACGGACAGCUCAGGAAGUAAAGAAAGUGGUUUUCUCGGUGUUCCAUUUUUUUUGACUCCAAAGAAGAACAAGAAGAGCCUUCCCUGGUAUGUUUGUCCCAGAACAAAACCAUAAGGGGAAUUAUGUUGUUGAUUUCGAAAUACAUAUGGUCUCAAGGUUAUCUUGAAAGUUUUGGAUAACAUAAAAAGUUGGGUUUUCAUUUUGA
Galdieria sulphuraria is the source of this 701-nucleotide messenger RNA. RefSeq lists its product as uncharacterized. The transcript is spliced from 2 exons. The record is from RefSeq and is a predicted model, not a curated record. Lineage: Eukaryota; Rhodophyta; Bangiophyceae; Galdieriales; Galdieriaceae. Bases 35 to 610 code for a protein of 191 amino acids.